AUGUCGACCCAGAGGCUGAGCUUCCUCUACCCGCACCUGUUUCGCACUGCUAGAUGGGGCGAAUCUGCGGCCGGAACCACAAGCGGCCGCUGUCGGAGACGAGCCACAACCACUCGCAACAGCCCCUCCAGCCACCCUCGGCAUGCUGCAGCGCCAUUCGGGACCUCGACCACCUCCAAGAAGGCGAGCUUCGCCCCCCGCGUGGGCAAGGGCAUAGAGCCCAAACCCCUGGGCACCGUGCAGGAUGCUCCCGCCCUCGAGUCGCAGAUGAAGGGUCCCAAGCAGCCCUUCAAGCGCCCCUUGGGCAAAGUCCAGGCCGCGCCUAGCCUCGAGUCGGAAGUGAAAGGGUCAUCAUCAGCAGCAACACCCUCCUCCUCUCCAUCGAAACAGGAACCCAGCGCGCAACCAGCCGCCAGGGAGAGCACGCCAGAGCAGAAGAAGGAUGCCGCGAGGGAGCUGGACCCAUCCGCGGACGCGCCCAAGGAGACCCUCAGCUCGCCGGGCGUGUCCUCCUCAGAAAAGGCCAAGAAGAGCGGUGGCGGCGGCGGCGCAGACGGGGCCCAGGAGGCGGACGGCGCGCACAAGGGCGGCAAGCGCGCCAGCGGGCCCAUGGACGCCGUGCUGCACAUGGAGCCGCCCGAGAACAAGAAGCCCGAGGACAAGCCGCCGCACCUGGCGCCGUCGCCCUACGUGCACCACUUCGACAGCUACUCGCUGGUCAAGCAGCUCGAGGUGGGCGGCUACACGCAGACGCAGGCCAUCACGGCCAUGAAGGCGGUGCGCGCCCUGCUGGCGCAGCACCUGGACACGGCCCAGGGCGGGCUCAUCAGCAAGGCCGACGUCGAGAACGAGACCUACCUGUUCCGCGCCGCCUGCGCCGAGCUCAGCACCGAGGUCAAGAACAACAGGCGCGUCGCCGACGAGCAGCUGCGCCAGCAGCGCACCUUCCUGCAGCACGAGGUCGACAAUACCUCCCAAGCCCUGACCCAGGAGCUGGCCACGCUCAAUGACAACGUCAAGGGCAUGUUCAACGACCGCAAGAUGGCCGUCAGGGAGGAGCAGAAGGCCGCGGAGAGCGCUACCCAACAGAUAGCCUACAAGAUCAGCGUCACGCUCAACAGCGAGUCAAAGUCCGAGAUCGAGGCCGUGCGCUGGGUCCUGGCCAGGCGCGCCGUCACCGGCCUCUUCUUCAUGGUCGCGCUCUCGUUCCUCGCGCUCCGGGUCAGUAACGCCGUCUCGAAGAAGCAGAAGCAGGAGGAGGAGCUGGUCAAGGAGGAGGCCGCCGCCAUCAAGAUGAACGACGGCAGCAGGGACGUGGCGCCCUCGCCCGACGCCGCCGAGAUCCUGGCCGCGAACUAG
Messenger RNA from Diaporthe batatas, 1359 nucleotides. RefSeq lists its product as uncharacterized. NCBI's taxonomy places the organism in Eukaryota, Fungi, Ascomycota, Sordariomycetes, Diaporthales, Diaporthaceae. The record is from RefSeq and is a predicted model, not a curated record. Bases 1 to 1359 code for a protein of 452 amino acids. The transcript is spliced from 2 exons. Gene Ontology annotation, cellular component: mitochondrion.